UAGCGGGCGCAGCGGCACAACCACCGAGCCGGAGUGGAUUAAAGCAGCGUGCGUGCGUGUGUGUGAGUGAGUGAGUGUGGAGAGCCUCUCGGUAAACGGGUGUGUAACCAAAGUGAGAAACCCCGGGUGUGUAAUAGCAAGUCCGUCACACCAGUUUGCAGCUGCGAAACAGCAAAGGGGGGAAAAGGCUCUUGGUGAACUCAGUUAGUGGCCGUGUAUUGUGUGUCAGGCAGGGAGAGCUCGGCGGGAAUGGCUUCAUCUCCGUGCGGCAACAGUAACUUUGAUUCCGGUCUGGAAAUCAAAACUCGCUCGGUGGAGCAGACGCUUAUUCCUUUAGUAUCGCAGAUCACCACUCUGAUCAACCACAAAGACAAGCCAAAGAAGUCCGAGCGCACCCUGGCAGCCAUACACCGGGUGGGUCAGGCAGUGAGCGUGGCAGUGGGACGUUUUGUUGCCGUCGGGGAAGCCAUCGCCGCGGAGAACCAAGAGCUGAAGGAUGAGAUGGGUCAAGCGUGCUUCGAGGCACGCCGAGCAGGUGAUGCCAUAGCCCAGCUAACAGACGUGGGAUCAGCCUUGCCAUCCCAGUCAGACGGACGUGUCACGGUGUUCAGUGAUAGGACAGGGAUGGUGAAAGCUGCACGUUUGCUGCUCUCUUCAGUCACUAAAGUCCUGGUCUUAGCUGACCGCAUCGUUAUCAAACAGAUAAUCACAUCACGGAACAAGGUCCUGGUAACCCUCGACCAUCUGGAAAGAGUCAGCACCUUCCAGGAAUUUGUACAGAUUUUCAGCCAGUUUGGCAAUGAGAUGGUGGAGUUUGCCCACCUCACAGGAGACAGACAGAACGACUUGAAGGAUGAGAAGAAGAAAGCGCGGAUGGCAGCAGCUAGAGCAGUGCUGGAGAAAUGCACCAUGAUGCUCCUCACAGCCUCCAAGACUUGCCUGAGGCACCCAGAUUGCGAGUCGGCACGAAUCAACAAAGACGCUGUGUUCCACCGAAUGCGCUGUGCCCUGGAGCAGGUCAUCGAGAUAGUCACUGAGGCACGAAGCUGUGGGGAGAACAAGAUCCUUCCUGCCAGCAUCUACAACGGCAUUAAGGAUUUCAAGUCCAGCGUGGAGUGCCUGCGAGAGAACCUGUACUCCUUGUCACCCCAGAGCGUGGGCAGUCAGCUGGAGGCGCUGGUGGAGCGGACAGAGGACUUCACUGAUUCAGCCUACACCAGCCACGAGCAGCGGCAGGCCAUCCUAAGUUUGUGCCAGCUGGCGCGCCAGGACACUCAGCAGCUGAUGCACGCCUGGAUUGAGGCGCAGUCUAUCCAUGCCAAGGAGGCCACAGAGGACAUGGAGGUGGCCAUCCUGAAGACAUGCCAGAGCGUCAUUGACCUCAGACGUGAGCUCCAUAAGGUGGCAGUGAGUCGUGCCUCAGACUUGCUGAAAGUUCACGGGGAGCAGUUGCCUCUGCGGGCCCUCAAAGCUGCAGGUGCCGAGGGAAACCUGGAGGCAGUGGCGGAGUAUUCGCGCACACUCACUGAGCAAAAGGAGCAGCUGGUGGAGACCUGUCGGCUGUUGUGCCAUGUGUCGGGGACAGAGCCUCUGGAGAUUACCUGUAUACACGCUGAGGAGACCUUCCAUGUCAUUGGUCCACAGAUCAUGUCGGCAGCUCAGACACUGGCCCUGCACCCAUCCAGUAAGAUUGCUAAGGAGAACCUGGAGGUGUUCUGUGAGGCCUGGGAGUCGCAGCUCUGUGACAUGGCCCUGCUACUGAGGGAGAUCAAUGAUGUCUUUGAAGGCAGGCGAGGAGACAAAAGACCUUAUUUGUCACUGCCCAGACCCGGGAAACACUCGGCUAACUUGAAGACUGCCAAGGCUGUCAAGCUGGAUGCAGAGGAGCAGACAAGCAUGGCCAAGCUGGGUCUGGAGCUCCGUCUGCUGUCAUCAGACGUGGACACAGAGGUGGAAAAGUGGGAGGAACAAGAACAUGAUAUUGUCCGGCAGAGCCAGAGCCUGGCCAGUAUGGCCUACAACAUGUACCUGUUCACCAGAGGGGAGGGGCUGCUGAAAACAACACUAGAUCUCUUUCAUCAGGCUGAGGUUCUUUCUGAAGAGGGGCUCCAACUGUGCUCAUCUCUCCGCACUUUUUCCACUCAGCUGGUUGAUGAGGAGAAGUCCGUGGUGAUAGCAGAGAUGGAGAAACUGGUGGCAUUAUGCCAACAACUGCAGAUGGGGGCCAAGACUCCUGUACAGGGCAAGACUGCCACCUUCCAGAAGGUGGACUCAUCCAUUCAGACAACCAGAGGUAUUUUGACUGUGGUCCUCUCCCUCCUCCCAUUGUGCAACAAGCUCAACAAAAAGUACAAGUCAGAGAGGAGUAGUCUGGGUUCCCCGCAUGACUGGAGAGAGAGGCAGGAUGCAUCCACACCAGUUAAAGAAGAGGGAGCUCUCAACAGUAAGAACAGCAAUGGCUUUGGUGUCAAAACCUUGGAGCAGCACAUGGCUGGUCUUAAUCUGCUAGAGAGCAAAUAAUCCAGGAAAUAGCCACCUCCUUUUUUGUUCACUAUUCUCCCUUGGAGCAGCACAUAGCCAACCUCACCUUUCUGGAGAACAUGUAAUCCAGGAAACACUCCCCUCAUCCUCAUACACCCACCAUAGAGUGGGCCAGAGCCGUGGGGUGAAGAUGGUUACCUUGGCUCAGUCAGAGUUUGUAUUUGCUGUUUGGAUGAUGAAUUUAAAGGUUUAUCGAGGGAAAAAGUAGAUCCAAGCUCUCUGUGCCCAGGGGGCAGUUUUACCCCAGGGUAGCUUGUUACCUGAAGCACCUGUUCCACCCCAGUCCACAAGAUGGAGACAAUCAGCCAACACAAAGACUUUGCCAUUAGCAGUGAGCCUCCUCAAAGAGAGGCCUGGCACAAGCCUGAUUUUAGAAUCGCUUUUAUCACUUCUCUGGCUAUUGAGUUGAAAAACUGAUUGUAAAACAGCAAAGAACUCCACUAAAUGCUCAGCUCAGCCAUACAUCUGUCCUCACUACGUGCCUCUGCGUAACAAGCCUAUUUGCUCUGUGGUGUACUUUAAACGUGUUGCACAUGUUAGCCAAAUGGAAAAAAAUUAAACAACAACAACAAAAAAAAAAACAAAAAAACACUUGAAUGGCUGAAAACCCAUCAUGCAUGAUGCCAUUAACACUAAGUCCGUGUGUUUGAGUCUCCUACGGUAAAUGUGUCAUAGGCUUGUAAUGUUAACACUUGUUAUGUAAUGUUAGCCAUAGUGGUACAUUCUGUCCUUGAUCACCGGCACUGUAGUCAGCAUCUCACUUGGAUAAUUAAGUAUUUUAAAUGUCGAUCAUGCCAUAUGAUUGUCUAAUUUUCAUAGGAUCUACUGUGGAACAUUCCCCAUCUGCCAUGUUAGUAACAAAAUGCAAAAACAAACAAAAAAAAAAAAAUCACAAUUUAAUGCCAAAUAUGAUUGUCCUCAUGAAGACUGUGAUCUUCAG
Toxotes jaculatrix (banded archerfish) is the source of this 3481-nucleotide messenger RNA. It is a transcript of the gene ctnnal1, whose product is annotated as catenin (cadherin-associated protein), alpha-like 1. Gene Ontology annotation, biological process: Rho protein signal transduction; cell adhesion. The record is from RefSeq and is a predicted model, not a curated record. Gene Ontology annotation, molecular function: cadherin binding; actin filament binding. The coding region runs from base 250 to 2520 and encodes 756 amino acids. The transcript is spliced from 19 exons. Lineage: Eukaryota; Metazoa; Chordata; Actinopteri; Toxotidae.